Phytomonas sp. EM1 is the source of this 2889-nucleotide messenger RNA. The record is from the annotation of a GenBank genome assembly. Lineage: Eukaryota; Euglenozoa; Kinetoplastea; Trypanosomatida; Trypanosomatidae.
AUGAAUCAGCGCAUACUUCCUAUCCUCACUCAAGACGAUAUUCCUUCGAGUUUGCUCUGGUUGGUACGUGUUCUAGAGACGCAUCAGCCUCUUGUUUUUCUGCCAAGUGAAGGUUCCGAGCCACUAGCGGAAAUCUGCCAGAUAUUAGGUUUCAUACCAUCUCGGUUAUCCAGAGCGAGUGCCUUUAAUUCCAGCGACGUAAUCCCACAGCUUUUACGUAUGUAUCCACAGCUCACAAUGGAGGAAAUCUCAUCUCGUUUCAACUUAAAUCACAAGGCUAUGCUGUCCGCCAUGUCUGCUUUACUCAGGUACGCCUCCCUAGUACAGUCCAAUAUUCACAAUAUUGUGGAACGGAUGCCCUGUGGCAUUAUGUACAUAGACGCGGCAGCGACUCAAUGGCUGCAGCUAACCCGAACGGAACGUCAUCCGUGCGCAUAUCAGGGUAUUGGUCAGCCAAAGGAGGGCCUUUCUUUGUUUAGUGUUGUGAACCAGACAGUGAGUGUGUUUGGGCGCUCUCUUCUUCGGCAAUGGUUUGCCCUACCCAGCUGCGAUUUGGACGAACUGCAACAGCGACAGCAGGUGGUGCGAUAUUUCUCAGCGGUCAUUUGUCGGGAGACUCUGCAGCAGAUACGUUGCGCACUCAAAAAAAUCCACCCAACAGAUCCUGCAUUUACGCUUAUGCGACGCGGCAAAGCGACACUGAGGCACUAUCGUCUGUUAUUGCAGACUAUGCACGGGCUCAUUGCCUUGCAUGCCCUUCUUUUCCCCAUAGCCCAUGAGGUAGAUUUCUUGCGAAAUCUAAUAAAUAGUUUUAACGUGGAAUCGAUACAAAACAUGGCCUCGACCUUGGAAAAUUCGGUAUUUUGUAUUCUUCAGAGCGCACAGACGAGUCGUGAUUCCAACCACAGACGUAAUAGCAUGACAGAUGAACAGAGGGGCGAUAAUUUCCUAUAUCAUGUUGCUUGCAUGGUGAACCGUGAUCCUUUUAAAAUUCACUGUUAUGCAGUAACCCUUCAAUGGGGCGUCGAUGGCGUACUAGAUGAGCUGCGGGAGCAUUACGCCUAUCUGCCAUCUAUUCUUGAGCAAAAGGCUAAGGAAAGUGAAAUGGAGCUGUUGAGGGAUAUGAGCCCCAUUGAUGCUCACAUUCGAAGGGUAUUGCGCACUCUCCGGUGUAUCCAAAUAGAAUCUCUUGGCUAUGUUCUAUGCGUCGAUGAGCAAGCCUUCCUUUCAUCUCUGUCACAGUUCUUGGGCGCAGGAAAAACAGGGGUUGCAAAUGUUCAGGGUUCAUGUGACCCCACGCUUCACUCUCCUAUGGCCUCGAGUGCUAAUAUAGAUAGACACUGCCUAGCCUCGACAAACUCAGAUGAAGAAAUAGUAGGCUACUUUUGCAGGAUGUACGGUUGGGAGCAUGUAAAAACUUCUGAAGGAUUACUUUACUUCAAAACAAGCAAGAUGAGGGAACUCGACACUUACGUUGGUGACCUCUUGCAGCGUAUGGUCAUGCGCGAAAACGAUGUUCGACGCGAGUUGGAGGAGGAGCUGCUGAGGUGCUCUUUAGAUUUGCUGACUCCAGCACGACCACUGGCAGAGCUAGACUGUCUUCUAAGCUUUGCGUAUUGUGCAACGGAGUACCAGUGGGUCUGCCCGAAGCUUGUCAGGAAACGCGGCCUGGUGCAUAUUGUAGACGGGUGGCAUCCCCUUCUUCAACACGUCCUUCGUGGCAAUGAGCUUGUUCCCUUUACUUUUUCUUCAAGUGACGCAAGUGAGCAAGUCUGUGUUGUGACUGGUGGGAGUGGCAGUGGCAAGUCUGCGUUGAUCAGUGCCAUUGCACAAAUUGUCAUUCUUGCCCAACUAGGCUCCUUUGUACCCUCGCGUCAGGCUACGCUUGGGCUCUUCGGUUACAUCUUCACCUGCAAUGCUACAGACGUGGUUCUAGGACAGCUUUCAAGCUUUCAGUCUGAAUGCUUUAAGAUGAAUCGCAUAUUGCGCCAUUGUGCCUACGAGCGGGUUGCCGCCGAAGCUGCUGUUAGCGAAGCUAUAAGAGAACCAAUUAAGGAGUGUGGGGAAAAGGAUGGCAGGCGCGAAACUGGAAAUAUGGAAUUGGGUGCUGAAUCCCAACCUUGCGAUACCACUACGACUUUAGGUGUUAGUUCUGCGCCGGGACACCAUUUGAUGGGGACACUGAUACUCAUAGAUGACAUAGGUCGGGGCACAACACCUCAUGAUGCUAUGGCACUUCUUGGGGCUGUUUUGCGUUACUUGGCCGGAUUAAAAGUAUCCCAUCAGGAUGCCGAGCAUGCUGAAAAUGAAGGUGGCUGUAUUUCUGAGAUCCAUGUAGGAUAUCCUCGUGAUAAGUCGGAGGUUGUCUGCUCAACUGUGCUCUGUGCGACCCGUUUUUAUGAGCUUAUGUAUGUCGGUCAGCAAUAUAUUAUCAAUAAAGGAAUGCACACAAAAAUGUCCGUCUGUAAUAGCGCUGAUAUAAAUGAAGAUGAGCUGCUAUGUUCUGAGUUACUUCGUUUUCCUUUUGAACGAAUCACUUUUUACGAUUUACCAUGCUUGGCGAUGUAUCCAGACGAGAAAAAGGUCCAGCACUUCCGUAUGGAGCACGAAGCAGAUGAAAAGGCAGCCGUUUGUGUGGAAAGUGCGUCGUGCAGUAAUCAGCAUGAGGGGAAAGAAGCGGAUAAGGGCGAGCUCCCAAUCGAUGUAGUGCCAACGUAUCAGCCAUAUAAAGUAAUCGUUAAGUCUGAUCAACAUCAGAGGUGCUACAAUCCUUAUAAAGGAAAUCGUUUGUACGGUGGUGUAGCCAUGGCUCAACGGCAUAACCUCCUGCCCUCCCUGCUAGCCUAUUGGAGAGAGGGAUUAAAAGUUAUGUCUUCAUCUCUGCGCUGA